AUGAUAUCAAACAACUUCUACAAAUAUACCGAUAGAAAGAGCAUUGAUCCACAUCUUAUAUGCGAACUAUGUAAUAACCCUUUUAUUGAUCCGAUUGUGACUGAAUGUGAUCAUAUUUAUUGUCGUGCAUGUAUUACAAAAUACAUGGAAAAUGGUUCAUGUUGUCCAGCCCAGUCAUGUAGUCAAUUAUUGAGUAAUGAUAAUUCAACACUGAACCGCCCAUCACGUAUUAUUUUAUCAAUGCUCGAUGACAUAAACGUACAAUGUGAGCUUUGUGGUGAAAUAAAUCUAUACAGACGAAAUUUUGAUGAGCAUAUCAAGGAAAAUUGUUCUGAAUAUCGAAUAGAUUGUCCAGGGAAGGCCCUUGGUUGUAUAUGGUUCGAGCCGAGAAAUCAAUAUAACGAACACAUAAAAGCAUGUUUAUUCGAAAAAUUAAGACCAACGACUGAUGAACUAUAUGACAUGAUAAAAAAACAAGGUUUGCAUAUAGAAGAGCAUCGAAGGCAAGCAGAACAAGAAAAAGUCAAAGUGCAAGAGCAAAAUACUAAACUAGAAGAGAAAAUGCACCAACAAAAGAUUGAGCUAGAAGACAAAAUACAAGAGCAAAAGAUUCAAUAUGAAAUGCUAAUUGAGCAACAAAAAACUCAACUUGAAAAGGCAAUGACACAACAAAAGAUUGAGCUAGACGAUAGAAUACAAAAGCAAAAGAUUCAAUACGAAGGGCUAAUUGAACAACUUGAAAAUGCUCAAUCAGAAAAUCAAAACCAAAAAAAUGAAAUAUCAUCUGCUCGUGGUGAAAUCGCAAAACUUGCAGGAGAUAUCGACAGAAUGAAAAGCAGCAUACAAUGGAAUGUUAUGCCAAAUAUUUGCAUGGUCACUCGAUCCGGAUUGGAAGGAGUGACGGUUGCUGGAGGUAAUGGGCCAGGCAACUCUACAAAUCAACUCAACAGACCUUACAGUAUCUUCGUUGAUGACAAUCAAGUACUGGUCAUUGCUGACACGUUUCACGGUCGUAUCACCCAAUGGAAGAAGGGUGAGAUCAAUGGAGAAAUCAUCGCUGGUGGCAAUGGUGAAGGGAAUCGAUUGGAUCAAUUAAAUCGUCCAACUGAUGUGUUAAUUGACAAAAAGACAGAUAGUCUCGUUAUUUGUGAUAGAGAGAACCGACGAGUCGUACGAUGGUCUCGUCAUAAAAAUACAACACAAGGAGAAAUCCUGAUCGAUAACAUCUGUUGUUAUGGAUUAGACAUGGAUGAUCACAGAUAUCUCUAUGUCUCUAACACUGAACAACAUGAAGUAAGACGAUAUCAAUUGGGAGACAAGAAUGGUACUCUCGUGGCUGGUGGCAAGGGUCAAGGUGCUGCUCUCAAUCAAUUCAACGGACCGGGAUACCUCUUUGUCGAUCGACAGCAGAAUGUCUACGUGUCAGACAACAGAAAUCAUCGUAUAAUGAAGUGGACUAAAGAUGCAACAACAGGUAUUGUCGUAGCUGGUGGUGAAGGCGAAGGAAAUGCUCUGACACAAUUGUCGUAUCCAAAUGGGCUAUUCGUUGACAAAUUCAAUACUCUCUAUGUUGCAGACUCAUGCAAUCAUCGUGUGAUGUGUUGGCCUCAAGGAGCCAAACAAGGUAUUGUGAUUGUGGGUGGAAAAGGCAAAGGUGAAGAAGCCAAUCAGUGUAACACUCCUCGUGGUUUAUCUUUCGAUAGAUAUGGCAAUCUCUAUGUCGCUGAUGAAGGUAAUCAUCGUGUUCAAAGAUUUUCUCUCUAA
This is a messenger RNA of Rotaria socialis, 1764 nucleotides long. NCBI's taxonomy places the organism in Eukaryota, Metazoa, Rotifera, Eurotatoria, Philodinida, Philodinidae. The record is from the annotation of a GenBank genome assembly.